Molecule: messenger RNA, 2724 nt
Organism: Gasterosteus aculeatus aculeatus (three-spined stickleback)
Lineage: Eukaryota; Metazoa; Chordata; Actinopteri; Perciformes; Gasterosteidae
Source: RefSeq, a predicted model, not a curated record
AAUUACUCGACGUAUAAAAAGCGAUGAUAACAAAGAGAAUAAGAAUAUUUCAUAUAAAAUGUUGAACUGUUCCUUUAAAGCCACUAGAUGUUGCUCAACAACACAUUGAAUGAAUAAUAAGCUUUAACUUCUCUUUAGUUAAAAAAAGUCAACACAUUGCAUUUGAUUCUGAUUUAAUGAGUACAGAUAAACGCCGUUCACUUCUUUAAAUGACCAUUUCUGUGAUUGGUCGAGCGUGACGUCACGUUGUUGCUGACUGCGAUUCUUUUUAUAAGUGUUUACCUCCACUGCUGCCUAUGCUAUGCUAACGCGCGCGCGCGCGCGCACACAGUCGAAUGAUGCCUGCGUGCGGCUCAUCGAUACCACUCUGGACGCGCACGUGGGGGUUGGUCUGCAUUCGGCUGAAGCCCCCCAGGAGAGCAGGAGCUUUCUGUCGGCCCGCGAUGACCGUCACGUAUUCCAGCAAAGUGGCCAACGCCACUUUCUUCAGCUUCCACCGGCUGCUGCUCCGGUGGCGCGGGAGCAUCUACAAGCUGCUGUACCGGGAGUUCGUGGUGUUCCUCGCGCUCUACACCGGACUCAGCGUGGUCUACAGGCUGGUCCUCGCCGACCAUCAGAAGAGAUUGUUCGAGAAGCUCUCGAUGUACUGCGAUAAAUACGCCGAACAGAUUCCCGUCACCUUCGUCCUCGGCUUCUACGUCACUCUGGUGGUGAACCGCUGGUGGCAUCAGUUCGUUAACCUGCCGUGGCCGGACCGACUCAUGGUCCUCAUCUCCAGCUGUGUUCGGGGUAAAGACGAGUACGGCCGCCUGCUGCGCCGCACUCUGGUGCGCUACGUCAACCUGACGUCGCUGCUCAUCUUCCGCUCCGUCAGCACCGCCGUCUGCAAGCGCUUCCCCACCAUGGACCACGUGGUGGAGGCAGGCUUCAUGACUGCAGAGGAGCGGAAGGUGUUUGAGAACAUCCGAUCUCCUCACCUGAAGUACUGGAUCCCCGUCGUCUGGUUCUCCAACCUGGCGUCCAAAGCGCGACAGGAAGGACGCAUCCAGGACAGCAUCGACCUGCAGAACCUCCUCAACGAGAUGAACCACUUCAGGACGUGGUGUUCCACGCUCUUUGGAUACGACUGGGUCGGCGUCCCGCUCGUCUACACGCAGGUCGUCACGCUCGCUGUCUACACCUUCUUCUUCGCUUGUCUGAUUGGACGUCAGUUCCUCGACCCGGCGCAGGGUUACCAUGGACACGACCUCGACCUAUACGUGCCCGUCUUCACGCUGCUGCAGUUCUUCUUCUACUCCGGCUGGCUGAAGGUAGCAGAGCAGCUGAUCAACCCGUUCGGAGAGGACGACGACGACUUCGAAGCCAACUGGAUCAUCGACAGGAACCUCCAGGUGUCCCUGCUUGCCGUAGACGAGAUGCACAUGAACCUGCCUCCCAUGACCAAAGACAUGUACUGGAACGACUGCGAGGCGCGCCCGCCGUACACGCUGGCGGCCGCGGACUACUGCAUCCCGUCCUUCCUCGGCUCCACCACCGACAUGGGACUGUCCAACAUCCUGCAGUUUGACGAGACUGAGGUCAGCGACAGUCGCCCACGGCACCAGGAGUCGGUUUUGGCCGGGCGCCAAGAGUCGGUUCUGCGUCGCGUCCGGCGGUUGCUGAGUGUUCAGGAGCCUCCUGAGCUCCAAUCUGCUCGACCCAUCUUCAAACGGCACAGCAGUGGUGCAACAGGAAGCUUCUUCUCAGACCUCAAGGUAAAUCCAGGUUUGGAGGACGUGGGUCUACCCUCCGCUGCUUUGGACACCCUGUCCACCUUAAGGGAGGUGGGCAGCAACCCUCCCUCUCCUGAAAGCCCGCCCUCGACUGUCUUUCCCCGGCUCGUCAUCAGUCCGCCGUUGUCCGUUUAUUUUUCUGACAACGGUGCUGCGGCAAAACCACCAAACGGACGGGACCCUUCCCCUUCUGAAGAGGCAUCGGGUUUGGAUGCAUCCCAGAAUGGCUACGCGGUUUGCUGCUCCCCCACCCAGUUGGGACCGAAGGAAUUCCGUUGGACGAGUCGCCCACCGACCCGGCCGCGGAGGCGCCAGUUCUCCCUCCAGUUCUCCAGGCAAGGGUCGAAGGCGUCGGUCCGAAGCCUGCCGAGCCCCAAGGCCUUGGGAAGGCGAAGGCGAGGCCUGGCUCGGUACCAAUGCCAACGCUCACCCAGUCCGCACGCCAACACGCUGCAGCUGCCCGACCCAGAGUACGACCACGACUUCCAGGGAGUGGUGGGCGCCGAGGACGAGGAGGAAGCGCCAAAGAACCCCGAGUCCCAAUCGCAGAGCUCGGAGAAACUAUGAGGGCCACUCACGCAGCAACGAGGUACCUCGGAUUCAAAGCUUCAGAACACGACAAGAAAAGCCCCAAGAGGAAAAGUUGCCUCUAAGUUUAAAGCCGGGAUUAUGGGUUUUCUACUUGUUGCCAUGGGAAACCAGAGGGACAAAAGACACACAAUAAUUCAAAUAUUAGAAAUGAGCAACUUGGGCAAAGAUGGAAAGCACCAACAAAACCACAACUUCACAGCCUGAUUGGCUCAAAGAACUGCCAGAAAAAAAAGAAGCCUUAUUUAUGCCUCAAUUUUUCUUAAUGGAAGAAAAGAACUAAAGAAUUUACAAGAACUGUUGCUGCUGAAUAUUAAAAAACAACACUUUUUCAAAUAAAGUGUGACUGAUUUGUCAAAAGAAA